AAAAUCCAGCCGACUGAUAAAAAUCGAGCGGACACGUAACCAUCAUGUGUACGCCUCUAGAGAGGCCCCUUAUCCAUCCGUCUCCACCUCCACCGCUAUGUGCUCUCUCGUUCUCUGUCGAUCCAUCCAUCUCUCUCUCUCUCAUUCCUAUCCACGCGAGAGCUUCCCCGGAGCGUACCGGCACCAGCGCCCCAUCUAUCUCCAGCCCCUCCCCGCCGACGGUGGCCACCACCAAUGCGUCGUGGCCAGCCCGUUGCGUGCGCCCCCCUCCCCUCCGCCGGGCUGUCAGCCAACGGAGUGUCCCCUGGUGACAGAUCAGAUCCGGGGCAGCUGUCGCUCCUUCCCUUCCCGUGACUCCGGCGCGAUGUGCCCCCCUCUGAUCUCCAUGGGGACCUAUGCCGCCCAAAUUCGCCUCACAUGCAUGUCAUUCCGGUGUGCUGGCGGCGCGACCCAGCGCUGUUGGGCUACUUUUCGUCUCCGCCAACAUCCGCGGUGCCGGCUGGAUGUGCCAAACCUCCACCAUCAGGUGGAGAGUUUGAUCCCAAGCGGUGAUGAUUUUAUUUUUGCCUCCUCUGCCUCAGGCAGAGGAACGGAGAGUGGCGGCAAGGGCAGCCGCCGGCGCGAUGACGAGAACCCAGGGGUGGACACACGGGAGAUCGGGUGCUCGCGCGAAGCCUCCUGCAGCACGGUCGCCCACGAGCCCACCCGGAGCUGUCGCCCCCGCUGAAAUGUGCCGCCCCGCUGCCCGUGAAAUGCGCCGCCCCGCUGCACUGGAAAGGAAGCUGUCUGGAUAAAGAAAGGAUCGCGGGCUGAAUUCUUACGAACGUAGGGGCGUUUUUGUAAAAACGAAUCAUUUUUGCAGCUUCACUUAAACGGGGACCGCGGGUUGAAUUGUCAAAAACAGAAGUGCUUUUUUGCAAAAUUACAGACGACGUACGACCAGAA
Triticum aestivum (bread wheat) is the source of this 945-nucleotide messenger RNA. RefSeq lists its product as uncharacterized. The record is from RefSeq and is a predicted model, not a curated record. Lineage: Eukaryota; Viridiplantae; Streptophyta; Magnoliopsida; Poales; Poaceae.